Molecule: messenger RNA, 3126 nt
Organism: Castor canadensis (American beaver)
Lineage: Eukaryota; Metazoa; Chordata; Mammalia; Rodentia; Castoridae
Gene: Copg2
Product: COPI coat complex subunit gamma 2
Biological process (GO): intracellular protein transport; endoplasmic reticulum to Golgi vesicle-mediated transport; organelle transport along microtubule
Cellular component (GO): endoplasmic reticulum; endoplasmic reticulum-Golgi intermediate compartment; Golgi membrane
Molecular function (GO): structural molecule activity
Source: RefSeq, a predicted model, not a curated record
GGCCUUCCUGCAGCCUCUUCCGCUUGCCGGCGGCGCCUGGGACGGUUGCGGUGGUUCUGGGCGCUGGGAAGUCGUCCAAGAUGAUUAAAAAAUUCGACAAGAAGGACGAGGAGUCUGGUAGUGGUUCCAAUCCUUUCCAACAUCUGGAGAAGAGUGCUGUCUUACAGGAGGCUCGUCUAUUCAAUGAAACGCCCAUCAAUCCAAGAAGAUGUUUGCAUAUUCUUACAAAGAUUCUUUACUUACUGAACCAGGGUGAACACUUUGGAACUAUGGAAGCUACAGAAGCCUUCUUUGCAAUGACUCGAUUGUUUCAAUCUAAUGAUCAAACGUUGAGGAGAAUGUGCUACCUUACCAUCAAGGAAAUGGCCACCAUCUCUGAGGAUGUGAUAAUCGUCACUAGCAGUCUGACUAAGGACAUGACUGGAAAAGAAGAUGUAUACCGUGGCCCAGCCAUCAGGGCGCUCUGCAGAAUCACAGAUGGAACAAUGUUACAAGCCAUUGAAAGAUACAUGAAGCAGGCCAUUGUGGAUAAAGUCCCCAGUGUUUCCAGUUCUGCAUUGGUAUCUUCCUUACAUAUGAUGAAGAUAAGCUAUGAUGUGGUUAAACGCUGGAUAAAUGAAGCCCAAGAAGCUGCAUCAAGUGACAAUAUUAUGGUGCAGUACCAUGCACUGGGAGUACUUUAUCACCUUAGGAAGAAUGAUCGUCUUGCUGUUUCCAAGAUGUUAAACAAGUUCACCAAAUGUGGUCUGAAGUCACAGUUUGCUUACUGCAUGCUGAUCCGAAUUGCAAGUCGCUUACUAAAAGAAACUGAGGAUGGCCAUGAGAGUCCACUCUUUGAUUUCAUUGAGAGCUGUUUGCGAAAUAAACAUGAAAUGGUUGUUUAUGAAGCUGCUUCUGCUAUCAUCCAUCUUCCUAACUGUACUGCAAGAGAGUUGGCACCUGCUGUCUCAGUUCUUCAACUUUUCUGUAGCUCUCCUAAGCCAGCCUUGAGAUAUGCAGCUGUGAGGACCUUGAAUAAGGUGGCAAUGAAGCACCCCUCUGCUGUUACUGCCUGUAACCUGGACUUAGAAAACUUGAUCACGGACUCAAACAGAAGCAUUGCUACCCUAGCCAUUACUACACUGCUGAAAACAGGAAGCGAGAGCAGUGUGGACAGACUCAUGAAGCAGAUAUCUUCUUUUGUGUCAGAAAUCUCAGAUGAGUUCAAGGUGGUGGUUGUACAGGCAAUUAGUGCUCUCUGUCAGAAAUACCCUCGGAAACACAGUGUCAUGAUGACUUUUCUCUCCAACAUGCUCCGAGAUGAUGGAGGCUUUGAAUACAAGCGUGCCAUUGUGGACUGCAUAAUCAGCAUUGUGGAGGAGAAUCCUGAGAGCAAAGAAGCAGGUCUAGCCCACCUGUGUGAGUUUAUUGAAGACUGUGAACAUACUGUUCUAGCUACCAAGAUUCUACACUUGCUGGGCAAAGAGGGCCCCAGAACUCCUGUCCCCUCCAAGUAUAUCCGUUUCAUCUUUAAUAGGGUCGUCCUGGAGAAUGAGGCUGUCAGAGCUGCUGCUGUGAGUGCUUUGGCUAAAUUUGGGGCUCAGAAUGAGAGUCUUCUUCCAAGCAUCCUUGUACUUUUACAAAGGUGUAUGAUGGAUACUGAUGAUGAGGUACGGGACCGAGCAACCUUCUACCUGAAUGUGCUGCAGCAGAGGCAGACAACACUCAAUGCUACAUAUAUUUUCAAUGGCCUGACGGUCUCUGUACCAGGGAUGGAAAAGGCCUUACACCAGUACACACUGGAGCCUUCAGAAAAACCCUUUGAUCUCAAAUCAAUUCCUCUUGCUAUGGCUCCUGUCUUUGAACAGAAAGCAGAAAUCACACUUGUGGCUCCUAAGCCAGAAAAGUUGGCUCCUUCCAGGCAAGAUAUUUUUCAAGAACAAUUGGCCGCCAUUCCUGAGUUUAUGAAUCUAGGACCCUUAUUCAAAUCUUCUGAGCCCGUUCAACUUACAGAAGCAGAGACAGAAUAUUUUGUUCGAUGUAUCAAGCACAUGUUUACUGAUCAUAUUGUGUUCCAGUUUGAUUGUACCAAUACUCUCAAUGACCAACUAUUAGAGAAGGUGACAGUGCAGAUGGAACCAUCAGAUUCCUAUGAAGUUCUGUGUUGCAUCCCAGCCCCCAGCCUCACAUAUAAUCAACCAGGAAUAUGUUACACUCUUGUUCGAUUGCCUGAUGAGGAUCCUACAGCAGUUGCAUCUACCUUUAGUUGCACCAUGAAGUUUACAGUGCGGGACUGUGACCCUAACACUGGAGUGCCAGAUGAGGAUGGGUACGAUGAUGAGUAUGUGCUGGAAGACCUUGAGGUGACUGUGUCUGACCACAUUCAGAAGGUAUUGAAGCCUAACUUUGCUGCUGCAUGGGAAGAAGUUGGAGAUACCUUUGAGAAAGAGGAGACUUUUGCUCUCAGCUCUACCAAAACCCUGGAAGAAGCUGUCAACAACAUCAUCACCUUUCUGGGCAUGCAGCCAUGUGAGAGGUCAGAUAAAGUACCUGAUAACAAGAAUUCUCAUUCGCUCUAUCUGGCAGGUGUAUACAGAGGUGGCUAUGAUUUAUUGGUGAGGUCCAGGCUGGCCUUAGCAGAUGGAGUGACCAUGCAAGUGACUGUCAGAAGCAAAGAAAGAACACCUGUAGAUGUUAUCUUGGCUUCUGUUGGAUAAGUUCUUUCUGGGCAAGAUGAAGUUGAUGUACACUUCCCUGUCAGUGGGCUUUUAGGCUAGUGGCAUGAAUUUCCCAGAAUCACACACUUUGGAAAAGCAAAUUAAAUAUUUGGCCCUGAGCCAGCAGAUCAAGCAAAUGUCUUUGUGUUUGGGUUUUGGUGUUUUUUGUUCUUGUUUGUUUUCUUUCUUUUUCUCACUUGGUCAGCUUUUGGUAUGACUGCAGCUCUGGGUGAUAAUUGAAAAUCAAAUACUAUUCUAUACUCCAGCUGCCUAUCUUCAUUGUAUUCUUUCUUUAAUUUAAUGUGUGAACGCUCCUGGCAAUAUUGGAAAAUUUUAUCCCAGAAGGGUGGUAGGGGAGGGGAAGCCAGAAUCCACUUUUGUCACAAUUCAUUUUUAUUAAUAGAAAAUAAACACUUAUUCCAGUUUCAAA